Scheffersomyces amazonensis is the source of this 805-nucleotide messenger RNA. RefSeq lists its product as uncharacterized. Lineage: Eukaryota; Fungi; Ascomycota; Pichiomycetes; Serinales; Debaryomycetaceae. Gene Ontology annotation, biological process: mitochondrial respiratory chain complex I assembly. Bases 300 to 482 code for a protein of 60 amino acids. The transcript has a single exon. Gene Ontology annotation, cellular component: mitochondrion. The record is from RefSeq and is a predicted model, not a curated record.
UCUGAGAACGAACUGCAUACUGAGGAUAUUAGAUAGUCCUAACUAAGUAUAGGUUAUAAAAUCUAUACAGUUUCAAUAAUCAGAAGCUUACAGGUAUAAUACAGCAUUGAUAUAGAUAUCGUGUAUUUAACAAUUCUCUAAAAUUUAGGUUUGUCAAUCCCGAUUCUGGAGGGUCUUUUAUCUUUUUGGUUCGUUACUUACAUGUCGCAAAAAGUGAUUGGUAACAAAAAUUGACAAAAAAAUUGAAGCUGACCAUUAUAAGAGAUAUAGAUAAUUAGUCAGGAGUCAACUUAGUAAGAAUGUCAUUAAACAAAAAGAUACGGCCAGCUAAAAGGCUUGUAAAUGCUACAGGAAAAUGUGCUGUAGAAGGGUCACUAUAUGGUCAAUGUAUACUACAAAAAUAUGCUACUAUUAGAAAAGAUGACUGUGCCAAAGAAUUUCAGGCUUUUCAACAAUGUGUUAAUGCUAAUAUUGCUAAGUAGAGUGAUGAUUGAAAGUUAUGUGAAAUAUAAAUGCAGACACGAUGCACAUGACUCUAUAUGACGAGAGACCAAUUAAGUUCAUAAAUGUAUAUAUCUUGGCUUAAUAUCCAUUAUAGAAAGUAUGGAAUAGCCAUUGAACUAAUUCUCCUAGUAUUGCAGUACCUGUGAAAAAUUAUUUAACUAAUGAAUUAGCACAGUACUGUUUUAAUACAAUCUAUGUAAUGAUUAUAUAAAUAAGUAUAUAUAACAAUUCACAUAUAUAAGAGCUAGUUUUAGCAAUUCUACGUAGUACAAUAAGUUAUAGUUUAGUAAUAUAAUUCACC